Molecule: messenger RNA, 921 nt
Organism: Linnemannia hyalina
Lineage: Eukaryota; Fungi; Mortierellomycota; Mortierellomycetes; Mortierellales; Mortierellaceae
Source: the annotation of a GenBank genome assembly
AUGCAAGUUAUCACCACUCGACUUCACAAGAGCCUCCGCGCGCUUUUGCUGCUGAUCCCUACGGUGUUAGUAUUGUUUGUUGGGAUCCAGUACAUCCACCUAGUCCUGGGUCUCGAUUAUCCUAUGACCGAUGGUCCACCUACACCCUUCGACUGCGCCUACCUCAGUGGACUGGAACGGAUGUAUUGUGGCGUCGUCGAGUUCAGUUACUUCUUCAGCAUUAUCACGGGAUUCUUCGCCAUUCUGGAGAUUUACGCCACCUUCAGGAAGGGACCUAUGCUGCCCAAGGGCUACCACCAAUCGUAUAUACCGAAUGUCGGGUACGCCGAGGGCGUCAAUGUAGACUAUAUUCGACCUCCAGAGAUCCCGAUGACCAAACAAGACCAGCAGCAGCUACAGGAUCCGCAUGGCGGUGGUGGUGGCAAUCAACAGAUCUCGACUUCGGACCAACCCUUCUUGCUGUUGCCCCCCAAACAGAAUACACCAAUCCAUGCCAGCAGCAUGUAUCCUACGGCCGCUCCUGGACCACAACCUCUUCAGCAACUGUUACACGCAUUACCAGAAGAAGUGUUUGACCAUCGAGCACCACUUCGCGACAACUAUUCACAUGCCCCACUACCCUUACGAGCCCCACAACCGUUCAUGUUUUAUAACAUCCCAUCGGUAGGCGCAGGAGCCCCUUUCGUACGCCGACAGCUCGACAUGCAACCACCUUUAGAUGCCUUCAUGGGAUAUCCACCUCCUAUGCCGCCAAGACAAGUGCAUGUACAACCACAACCACAGCAGCCGCGUCCACCAUCACAACAACAACAACCGCCGCAACUACAGGAGGAGGAGGAGGAGGAGGAGAAGGAGGAGGAGAAGGAGGAGGAGUUUGACCCUCAGGUGCCAAGACCAACUGUGGUGACAGAUCAUCUAUGA